Molecule: messenger RNA, 7562 nt
Organism: Anas platyrhynchos (mallard)
Lineage: Eukaryota; Metazoa; Chordata; Aves; Anseriformes; Anatidae
Gene: IL31RA
Product: interleukin 31 receptor A
Molecular function (GO): protein binding
Source: RefSeq, a predicted model, not a curated record
GGGAGACGGGGCGGGCGGUGGGGCCGGGCCUCCGCGCUCGGGGCGUGCCGGGCAGCGGGCGGGCUGCUCGCACGGCAGCUCCCUGGCAGCUGCCGGCCGCUGUGUGCUCCGCUGCGGAGGGGCUAAAUGCCGGGUAUCGGGAUCAGUGCUGCGGCCCCGUGCCUCUCCUGCCCUGCCUGCACAGCUCCUGCCCGCUGCGAGGUGCAGUAAUUGCUGCGAGCUCCGUGCCUGCCGCAGUGUUUCCUGCCCAUAGUUUAUGAAAAGGAAAUGUUCAGCUGUUGGAUUUGGAUGUUCAUCUUGCUCUGCGGAAGUUCUAUAGCAGAUGAAAAAUCUAUCAGAGAUGCUGACAUUUUUCCUUCAUCUCCUGAAAUUGAAAGAGGAUCCACCCUGAAACUGUUUUGUGUUCUUGGAAAACACUAUACACCUCAAAGAAAUGCAAGCCACAUCAUCUGGAAAUUAAAUCAUGAAUUGAUUGCUCAGGAAAACUAUAACAUUGUGAAUGAGACUGUAUCUAGUGUAAUCAUCCAUAAUUUCACUUACAACAAAGCACAUGUGAAAUGUUUCAUCAAGUACUUAGGCAAAGAACAACUUUUGGUUCACACAGAAGUUAAAUCUGGCUUUCCACCAGACACGCCAGGAAAUAUUUCCUGUAUUUAUUACUUUAAUGUUGAACUUACCUGCAACUGGACUUCAGGAAGAGAAACAAAUCUUACAACAACCUAUACUCUUUACAGAAAAAUUAAGAAUACACAAGGUCUGAUUCUGCUGGACUCAGAGCUCUCCAGCUGCCGAAGCAAAACCGAGUCAUGCUCAUUUCGUCACCCAAAUAUUCCAUUUAGUACUUCGUUUUGUUUUCAAGUGAAAGCUCAAAAUGUUUUGGGUGAAGCUAUAUCAGAGUGUGUUCCUAUUACUAUGGAAAGCAUAGAGAAAUUUGAACCUCCUGAAAUACUUUCCGUAAAAAAAAUUGCUGGUAUAAAGCAGUUGCUCACAGUAACCUGGAAAAUACCUGAGGAUAUUUUACCUGCACAAUAUUUAAACUGCCAGGUUCGAUAUAGAAACUUGUAUUCAAACUCUUCGGAAAUUGACAAUGUCGCAGUAACUUCUGAAGAGAAAGUAGUAUCACUUAAUCUCACAGGUCUGUGGGACUCCACAGAGUAUUCAGUUGCUGUUCGGUGUAUUGGUGUUGAAUCAAAAUUCUGGAGCGAAUGGUGUAGAGAGAAAACAGCAAGCACAGAGGAUAAAGCUCCCUCAGGAAAAGUGGAUUUGUGGAGGAUAAUUAACUCUUCACACCCAGCUGGAAAUAGACCUGUACAUCUUAUGUGGAAGCUACUAGGCAACAUUCCACACCCUGGGAGAAUUCUAGGCUACAAAAUACAGUAUUUUCCAGAAAACAAUGCUGCGCUUCAAAUGACAAAGAUCACCACCAAUAAGAAAAUUGUAUUACCUUUGAAAGAAGAGGCAUAUAUAAUAUCUGUUACUGCCUAUAAUUCUGCUGGAAGUUCUCCUGCAGCUGUUUUGAGGAUUCCAUCCACUGAUGAAAAACCUCCUGAGAUUAUUGAAACGGUAAGGACCUUUACAACAAAUGAAGAAAUGAUUGUGGAAUGGAUAACCUCUGAACCAGAAGUAACUGAAUAUGUCGUUGAGUGGUAUGAGGAGCUGGAGACAGAUCCUUUCAGUAGAUCAUGGCAGUAUAUAUCAAAUUCUACAAAGUGGAAAGCUAACAAAAAAAUCUUUAAACCAUUUGUAUGCUAUAACAUGUCAGUGUAUCCUCUUUAUGGCAAUAAAGUAGCAGCUCCAUAUUCCAUACAAACUUAUGUUCAAGAAAAAGAGCCAUCAGAAGGUCCUGUGGCUGAUACAGAUGUUCUAGGCAAAAAUGAAGUUGUAAUAAAAUGGGAGGAGAUUUCAAAAGAUAAAAGAAAUGGCUUUAUCACCAACUAUACAAUAUUUUAUAAACCUGAAGGUGGAAAAGAGUUGAAUGAAACAGUGAACUCUGAUGUUCUGCACCACAGACUGAAGUCCUUACAGGCUAAUACACAAUAUACUGUCUAUAUCAUGGCAAGCAAUAGAGCUGGUGGAACCAGUGGAGAGCAAAAAACCUUCAAGACUUUGAAAUUCAAUAAAGAAGACAUUAUUUUUAUUGCUAUACCCGUUGGAUUAAGCAUGUUCUUUCUAUUAGGCCUUUGGAUAACAUGCAUUUUGAAAAAACACAUGUUUAAAAAGGUUUGCUGGCCUGAUAUACCCAACCCUGCAGAGAGCGUUGCUGUGGAAUGGCCUCUUGAUGCAUCCAUGAAUAAUUCGUUUUUGAAGGGAGUGACAUAUGAGGAUAAAACCUUAGGCCUGGAGGACUUAAAUGUUUUGGAAGAUUGCUUUCCUGAAGAAGAUCAUGAAGGAUUAUUGCUAAUGAACUGUGAAAACCAUGUUUCUGAGUGUACUGAUACUAAUGCAACAGCCGUACAAAAUAUCUCCGAACACAAAAUAACUCUGUUAAAUGGAGAAAAAAAGAUACAGUAUAAUGAAGAACAUGAAGUUGCUAAAUGCCUUUCACCAUCUAUGCCUUAUGUAAUUACCGGUGAAGAUUUCAGAAGUCAAAUGCAUUCAGCUUUGAUACCAGCCAAGAAAAUCCAACCCAUAGAAAUGCUGGAAGACGAUUUACGUGAAACCCAACAGAUUUCAGAUAAAAAGGAAGAAAGUGAUAACGAAGAAGUUUUAAAGCUGGAAGAUUUCAGUGAAAAAACAUUGUUCAACCCAUACCUUAGAAAUUCUGUUAAAACAAGGGAAUUUCUGAUUUCUGAGAACUUGCCAGAACAUAGUAAGAAUGAACCCAAGAAGCAGCCAACUGUUUUACCUGCUUUUCAACAAAAUGCUGUAGGACAAUCCUAUGUAACACUGGACAUGGUUGGUCUGGCCACAGCUCAUUAGCAAGAGAAAACUUCCCGUGUACAGGCCCAUCUUGGCAGUGCUGCUUUUACAUAUUCAUAUGUGCUAACCUGGACGAUCAUGGUUACUUUGGAUGAAAUUAUCCCAUUUCUUUGAACAGCUGUGAAGUUAUCAGUGCACUGUGUUUAUACCUGCUGAGGUUUUAGUGUUGUGGUGUUUUUUUAUUUUUAUUUUUUAACCAUGUAGAUGUGUCAGUAGUGAGGCGUAGGAGGUAAGGUAACUUCUGUUCUUAGUUCUUGAUUUUGAUUUCCACUGUGACAACAUCCAUCAGUGCAAAUUGCUCACUGAUUUCCCCCCAGGCAACCAGUUGCAAUGACUGAGCACUGUUAGGGCAAUGUGCACAAACUUGAGGGGAGCCAGUAUUUGCCAAAUACUUCCUUAAGUUACAUGAAGUAGAACCGCUUUACUAUUUUUAUCCUCCCCCCACCUUGUUUUUUAUCUGGUUUUAUGUGUAGCAUUCCUCCUGUUCUGCAAGUAGUUGGCAGACUUCAGUAAUCAUCCUUCUGCAUCCUGAACACUGAAUCAGCAGUUUGGCUCAUAGUUUCCAUGUCUUUAAUGAGGGGAUAUGUUGUGUAUAUGCUAUUGAUUUAUCAGCAUUUUGGGAAAUACAGGGUUAUGUUGGCUUGCUGCCUUCCCUUUCUCUUGUUUUUAAUCACACUCCAUAUUUUGUGCUACCUCUGUUUCCUGCUUAUUCACCACUUUUUUUUAUUUUUAUUUUUAUUUUUAUUUUUAUUUUUAUUUUUAUUUUUAUUUUUAUUUUUAUUUUUAUUUUUAUUUUUAUUUAUUUUUAUUUUUUUACUGUUUACUGCAAGAUAUCUUCUAAUCUUCUUGUUACUAUGCCCUUAAUUUCUCCUGUUUUAAAACUGUUUUCCUCAGCUGGAGUUUCAGAAUUUCAAUCUGGAAAAGAAAGCUAAGUAUUGCAUCUUCUGUUAGAAUAAGCACUGAAUUUAUAUCUAGGAAAGUGUUUUUCUUAGAGGUAGUGGAAAAAAACACCAAAUCUACCAGAUAAACAUAAAUAUCCUCUGAUAACUGAUUAAGUAUUAGAGAUUUCUACAAGCAGACUGUAACUUCUGUCUUUUGUUUUAUGAUUCUGAGAGGUCAAAACCACUUACAGUUUUGAUUGUAUAUAGGCAGCAAAAGUAUUAGGCAGGAAACUCCAAGUUAUUUGUUUUCAGUAGGAAAGAGACUAUCGCUGUAAAAUUCUUACUAAAAUAUUUUAUUAUAUUAUAGGUAAAAAAGAAAAGAUGGAGUCAACUCUAAAUAAAGUGUUUAAAAGGUGUUUGGUGUGACGUUUGUGGCAAAUGUGGUCACUCGAAGACUUUAAACUAUUUUGGAAGUAUUUAAAGGCUUGACAUUAUCACUCUUGUGCAUGACUAUGGACUUCUUCAGGGGAGAAAAAGAACAGGAGUAGUGGGGAUGGAAAAAGGAGACAAAGAAGAGUAGGCAUAGAAAGCCUCCCCUGUGUAGGAAGAGGAGUGGGAGGCUUAUGCCCUGCGAAUUGUUAGUAGGUGUAUCUUCUUUACUUACUGGAUUUUUAGUUAAACAUUCUGUGUUUUGUUAGUAGAGUUACUACUAUUUACCUCCACAGCGUUUAAAAUUCUCUGAACAGAAAUCCCACAAACUUACAUAGAUUAGCCUAAUGGACAAAAUUAGCACAUUCCAUAACCAUAUGGAAUAUAGAAUCCAUAUUUCUGUGUUCCUCAUGUCCUUUAAAAUCCCCUAAAUAGGGGGAAAAAAAAAAAAAGUGCACUGGUAAUUAAUGCAGGGGAAAGAAGGAGUCUUUCUUCCUCCAGUUAGCACUCCUGUUUGGUGCCUGCUCCUCCACAGGUGAUGUGAUUGCUGCUGAACAGCUGCUGUAGGCAUUGAGCUAGUGGUCUGUCCCAGAUAACGCUGUUAAGAUUGUGUUUUUCUUACCACUAUGUGUAUUUAAUUACAAAUAACAUACUAUCUUUUACUGUUCCUGAAAAAUGAAUUUAUUAUGAAUAGAUUUCUCUUUUUGAGAUAGCUGAUAACCUCUUAAGGUAGAUGUUUCAACUUGUGUUCACAAGUGAGGACACAAGUAUGUUCACAAGUUGUUCAGAAGCAUUUCAUUGCUAGUCCAAGUUUGGUAUCUCCUGCAGCAGAGGUAAAUGCUUACAUGCGAGAGAGCCCUAAUAAGAGCACAGUGUAUGUGAGGGGCUCACAGCUGCUUUUCCUGGCUCAGCAAAUGAGUUCAUCUCACCCUUGCACAGUCAUUUCAACAAUUUCCUGCUUUCUUUCUUUUCUUCAUUUAUUGCACAGGUCUGCCAUUAGACUCCAUGCUUGUAUGUAGCUUUAAGAUUUAACACUGUAAGAUGCACUCCAGUUAUAAUCCACCCUGCUGAUGUUAGUUACUCCUCAGGGCAGACAGGACUUGAGAAUUUAAUGCCAUUUGAAAUUUGAUCCUGUUACAGGCUUCUUACAGGGCACAGCUUACCUUAAAUUACUUGCGUGGACAUUUUAAUUCCUCCCCCCCUUUUUAUCUCCCAUUUGAGUUUCAGACCAAGAAGAUACAUAAAAGAGAUACUGCUUUAUAUACCUGUCUUUACCGUAUAGGCUUGUAUAAAAAAAAAAAAAAAAAAAAAAAAAAAAAAAAAAAAACAGAAAAAGAAAAAAAUUAUUAUCAGAACAACAAAAUCUAAUCUAAAUCUCCUCUCUUUCAAUUUAAAGCCCCACUGCAUUCAAUUUAAAGCCAUUCCCCGUUCCCCUAUCACUCCACUCCCUGACAGAGACCCUCCCCAGCUUUCCUGUAGCCGCCUUUAGGCACUGGAAGUUGCUCUAAGGUCUCCCCAGAGCCUUCUCUUCUCCAGGCUGAACAGCCCCAGCUCCCUCAGCCUGUUGUCACAGGAGAGGUGCUCCAGCCCCUUGAUCAUCCUCAUGGCCCUCCUCUGGAGUUGCUCUAGUGGAUCUAUGUCCAUCUGGUGUCUGUGUGUUUACUGUACCUGCUGCUCUGCUGUUAGAUUGACACUGGUAUGUGCCUUGGCUUGAGCCCCCGAUGCUGGAGGGAGGAAGAGGAAGACUCUGCCUAGUUCAAGGCUGUCUCCCCUUUCUCUGUCAGCACAUCUGCAUUUCCCAUACAGGAAGGUGGCUGGCUCCUGCCCUUCUCAUCUGAGUGCAAACCAACACUUCAGCAGCACAGAUGAUCAAGAAGCUUGAGGCACAGGCAGGCUCCAGUCCCGAGCUACAGUGAUAAUGUAGAUGUUAUCUUCCAGUGCCUCCAUCGCGCAGAUUAUUACUGUGGGCGGUAACAAGAUAAUGACUUUAAAUGCUCCGCGACUGCAGCUGUGAUAGGCAACUGGCAUGGUUCAGCUGAGCAGAUCUUUGCAAACAAAGAUCCGAGGGCCACAGUGUUUAGCUGUAUUUCGUAUGUUUCAAAAUGACCGGGAGGAGCAGGGGUGAGAGGUCCUGCUGACUGCAGCCUCGUGCACAAACCAUGGUGCAUGCAAUGUGCUGUGCUCAUGAGAGUGAGGUUUCAGCUGGUAGUUUCUGCAGUUACCAAACGUCCAAAAUUGCCAGUAUCAACAAGAAAAGAUAAUGAGCCAACUCUGAUGCUCUACUUCAGAGAAAGCUCAGAUUUUCAUUUUGAAAUCUCCCUCAAUGGAUUUGUGUAAGAGGGCUUUGUUUUGACAGCCAUGGGGUUUCAGGUAUUAGAGGUAGCAUUUUAACUUUGCCAGCCAAGAUGUCAAAACACAAAACAGUGAAGAUUCAACAGCUCAAUGUGUGGGAGGUUGUUUAUGUAUCAAGCAAUGCAAUUCUGAAUCUCAGUGAUCACACACACGAUGCAGUGUUUUAGAAACAAAUGCCACGCUCCUUAUUACAAGACAUAAGCUGAGAAUUUGUAUUCAAUGGCUCUAUGCUUUGGUAGGACCUAUUCUGAAAUAUUCAGGUAAGAUACUCUGCCAAAUGUUAAUUGGAAAUAACACACAGAGUUUAUAUAACAUGUACAUGAUUUGCGUCUGUGUAAAAUUGAUCUUUAACAUGCUGAAUCCACUGCAAAGAGAGUCAAAGUCUCAUUUUGCUUCUCUGUGUCAAUGUUUGUGAUGUUCAUAGCAGGAGGCAGGGCACAUCCUCAGUGCAGGCAAGCCUUGAGCCCACAGGUAUAUGGACUUAGUCUAAAUUCAAGUAGUUGCUAAUAGCAAUGCCUUUUGCCUCCUGGCAAGGGAGAAGUAAAGAAGUAAAGGAAUAAAUAAGUUCUUGUGUUGUGUUUGUCUUAUGGCAAUUCAGCAUUUAUCAGAAAAUGUGCUACCCUCAUAUAAAUAGAGCAUGUCUAAAGCAAUUGUUUGUCUAAAAUAUUGUCCUGUAUACAGAGGAUGACAUUUGUAAAUGGCGCAAACACUAAGCAUACUUUUUGUAAUACUAGCUGUUCUUAAUCAUAAUGUUUACUGAGUGUAUUUAUUAUAAAAUGCAAACUCUACCCUUUCUGAGUAUGUGUUGUGCAUCCCAGUUGGAUAAUUUAGGAGUGAGGCUCUGAACAAAAUCUUUGUAAUCUUUUUUGUCUUUGUAAUCCUUUCUGUCUUUGUAAUCCUUUCAUUCACAUUUCUUCACAGUUUUGCUACUUAAGAGAAUUUUUUUUAGUGUUUGACAAAAUACUAAAUUAUUCUAGUGAA